AGAAACGCCACGUCGCUCCAUUCUAUCCAGCCACUCAACCUCAAGCAAUGAGCCUGGAGGUCCUGUCAGCCAGUCUGAUGAUACUCAGCACUCCUUACCCUCACGAUCCCUAUAUCGAUCUCCCCUUGAUUGCGACUGGCAUGACUGGGGAUGUUUAUGAGUUGGGGAGUGAUCAUGUGGUCAAGAAAGCCAAGCAAUCUCGGCUUUCGAAAUGCUGAAGCUGCGGAAUACACGAACGAGAUCAAUCAAACGAGUCUACAGAAUGAGACCGAAGUCUUGAAACGCCUGAGAGACUGUAAAGGGAUUAUCACUUGCUAUCGGACAUCGCAGUAUGUGAUUGAAUUAGCACGUGCACAAUGAAGACCUUGAAUUCUAUAUUGCAAAUUAUCCAGAACGUGACAAUACUGUAAAGACCGAGCGGAUGUUAAGCCUGAUUAAGAGUUUUACGCAUAUUCACUAGCGCAAGGUAUUCGUGGACGAUAUCGCUCUGCGAAAUAUCUUAAUCACGAAUAGCCCGGAUCCGCCCAAGGUAGCAGAUUUUGGCCAGUCUGUCAUCUUACCACUCGAUAGUGACAUGGCUUCAGCAAAUACGAAUGACUUGAAUGUUAAGAUUGAAAUAAUACACCUUGGCUGGGUCCCUGGCAGGUUCACAAGUACUAUUUCUUUGAUGCGGAGAGUGCGGAUCUUUGUUGGCCUGUUUCAUUUCUAGAUGUUGAUGAUGUACUCUGUGGCAAGGGUAUUCAGAAGUGCUGGCGUGGGGUGAGUAUGCGAGCAUGGAUCAUGUAGAACUGGAGGCAGUCCAGUUGCUU
Aspergillus homomorphus CBS 101889 is the source of this 809-nucleotide messenger RNA. RefSeq lists its product as uncharacterized. The coding region runs from base 151 to 360 and encodes 69 amino acids. The transcript has a single exon. NCBI's taxonomy places the organism in Eukaryota, Fungi, Ascomycota, Eurotiomycetes, Eurotiales, Aspergillaceae. The record is from RefSeq and is a predicted model, not a curated record.